Messenger RNA from Adineta ricciae, 627 nucleotides. NCBI's taxonomy places the organism in Eukaryota, Metazoa, Rotifera, Eurotatoria, Adinetida, Adinetidae. The record is from the annotation of a GenBank genome assembly.
AUGAAACUCGCUAAUUGUACUUUAUUAUGCCUCUUAUUAGUAACAGUAUUCGUUGCUAAUCAGGCGCUCGAUAGAGGCGACAUUAUUCUGGAACAUGAUUUUGAUGGAUCUAAGAAACAAAUAUAUUGGAAAGGAUUUCUUGGGUCUUUAAUACAAUUGGUUACAACGGAUCGUGGCAAUCAAGCAUUACGUAUUGAACAAUAUCAAAAAAAUGCUCUAACAGCAUGGGUAGCUCUUCCUUUACCAGUAUCAAUAAUAUCCGGCUGUAAAAUUCGUAUUCAGACCAUUGUUAAAGCAGAAAAUAUUAGUUUACCUCCAAAUAUAUGGAAUGGUAUUAAAGUUAUGCUUCAGAUACAAGCACCUAGCGGAGAUAAUUAUCCACAACAAAAUUUACUGCAAGGAACAUUUGAAUGGCGCUUAGUGGACUUUAUUACUCGUAUUCCUAAUGAUGCACGUCAAGUGACUAUUUAUAAGAAACCACGUUCUCAUCCACCAUCAAUUCCAUCAACAGGACUACCUUAUAAAGGUCAUAGCUUGCCACGAUUACGAGGCGCAAUGAUAGGUACCAAUCUCAAAGAGAAAGAUUUUCGAGAUUUUGGUUCUUGGAAUGCUAAUCAUAUUCGUUGA